AAUAUACUGUAGUGUCAGGUCCGCAACCGGUAUCAUUGUGAAGAGCUUUCGAAAUGUCAGAGUGAAUUAUGACCAUUGGACAUGACAGUGUGCUGCGCAACUGUCAUGCUGAAUAAAGGUAUUCGUUAUUGGAUCGUUGUACAAGCAACAUCUUCCGUUCUUCCGUUCUUCCGUUCUUCCGUUCUGUCUUCCGUUCUUCCGUUAUACCUUCCGUCUUUGUUAUUAGGCUACCAAAGCCUCCUUCCGAAAAGUUAAAUCUUCCGUAAUACAUCCGUAUUACAUCUCAGAAGUGGGAUUCGCCCCGUGCUGCCGUUGUGUCAUCUUGGUUUAGAUCAUGCCUGGCCGUGAUGAAAUGUUGGGCGUUCUGUCGGAUGCGGGGAUUGCGGUUCCCCCUUCCGCUACCGUUGCCCAGAUCCGGAGAUUGUUUGCUGAAAUUAUGGGAAUUGACGCCACACCGAUACCAGACGAGGAACCAGCUUCCGAAGCGCCUUUGACCGAUGCUCCUACCACGUGCCUGUCCGCCAUUUUGGACGCUUCGAGUGCUACACCCGUGAAGCGCGAUGCCGCCAUUUUGGACGCCUCGAGUGCCACACUUGCGAAGCGCGAUGCCGCCAUUUUGGACGCCUCGAGUGCCACACUUGCGAAGCGCGAUGCCGCCAUUUUGGACGCCUCGAGUGCCACACUCGCGAAGCGUGAUGUCGCCAUUUUGGACGCUUCAAGUGUUACCCCCGUAAAGUGCGGUGCUGCCAUGUUGGACGCUACCGAAGCGGAGCGUGUUGAUAGUGCAGCCAAAGAAUGUAACCCGGCUAACAAAUGCACCCAGGCUACUUACGAUGACGAAAUUCGCAGAUUGCAGCAACAAUUGGAGUUAGUGGAUUUGCGCCGUAAGAUUCAGGCUUUGGAACACCAGUCUGAAUAUGCUCCACCACCGAUUGCUGACUUAAAACUCGAUAAAACAAUCGAACCCUUCACGGGAGACGACGACAGAUGUAUCAUCCAAUGGUUGGAUGACCUCGAUUAUACUUUCUCCCUACAUCGUGUGAAGGAUGCUGAUAAAUUCGUUCAUGCUCGUCGGUUGCUUAAAGGAUCUGCGGCUAUUGUUGCCCAGUCAUCUCGUGCCCUUACGCUGGAACAGUUAAAGGAAGAACUCAUCUCAACCUUGAGUGUGCCGCCCACGGUUGAAGCCGUUCUUCGACAAUUACGAUCCCGUCGUCUCUCCCCAAAGGAGACCGCCUUACGUUAUGUGUUGGAUAUGCAACGUAUUGCCAGCCGAGCCCCCAUCCCGGAACCCGAAUUGAUCAACAUUAUCCUCGAUGGUCUGGAUAGCCCAUCUCUUACUGCUGGGAUGCGAUUCAUGGCGAACAACUUGGAAGAUCUGAAGCCUAUGCUUAAGAAAUUCGAGACCAUUCGGUCCAGAAGAGUCCCCAAGCCGACGACGACAUCAUCUUCAAUUCCGGAGAAAGUUCCUGUUUCGACCAAUCGAGGAGCAACGCAGAACAUCAUUCGAUGUUACAACUGCUCGGAGUUUGGACAUCUUAAGAGUGCCUGUUCUCGCCCCAACCGACCACCGGGGGCAUGCUUCACGUGUUUCCAGAUGGGGCAUAACUACAAAAAUUGCCCAAAGAAGGUCGCGAAUGCUGCUGCUCAUCCGGAUCCAAUUACUCGUAUUGCGGGUGAUGAUAAUGAAACUCUGGCAUUAGAUGAAUUACAAGAGGUAGUUCUGUAAGUUUUAUAAAUGAAUCCAUAGUGCCAGUUGGACUCCUGGCUCCGUUAGCCCUUUCUCGAUUUCGUGGCCUAGGGAACUCCCGACUUUAUACUCGUGGUCAAGUAACGUGCCGUAUAAAAUUUAAGGAGGUGAUCCUCAAUCAUUCAUUUAUUAUAUUACCCGAGAACUCUAUGGACUGGCCAAUAAUUAUAGGUAGAGAUAUACUCCCUUCGUUUAACGUCCGUCUUACGUACUCUAAGAAUUACGUCUCUCUUAUGCAGCCCCCUCGGGGGGGAAUUGAAACCCAGAACCAGGAUUCACUAGAUGUGGCAACCAAUGAAAUUUCUGCUAUUGACGUUUAUGAAUCAGAAAUUGAGCCUGAUGUUGGCCCCACAUUAUCUUCAAAGCAAUCCGCUAUUGUCCUACCAAUCAUUAAGGAAAAUUAUCUCGACGAUUCUAUUCAAUGCACUCAGUUAGUAAAUCAUAAAAUGAAGAUCAAUCUCACUCAUCAGACUUCUAUGGCUCACGUGGAUGCAUUAAGCCGAACUGAAGCAGUAGGUGCAAUUAGCGAAUUAGACCUUGACUUUCAACUUCAGGUAGCUCAAUCAAGAGAUCCUUCCAUUGACUCUUUAAAACGAAAACUCGAAGUCGGUCCUGUUAAUGGAUUCGUCUUGCAAGAUGGUCUUGUUUAUCAUCAGUCUCCCCUCUAUCCCCUCCAAUUGUAUGUACCUCGUGAAUUUCUUGAGUCCAAAACAGAAGACGUUAGUCGAGACCUUAAUCGUCUCCGUUCCGAAGCACAGGAAAAUAUCGAAAUAUCGCAAAAUCGAAAUGAGCAAUACUUAGCCGAUAGGAACAAGCCAGCUCCUAAAUUCACCGUAGGAGAUCUAGUAGCUAUCAAAUAUACAGACACAAGCGGUGUCAACAAAAAGCUUAACUGUAGGUUUCGCGGCCCUUAUAUAAUUCACAAAAUUCUUCCUCAUGACCGCUAUGUUGUUAGAGAUGUUGAGGGAUGUCAGCAUACACAAAUGACCUAUGAUGGCGUUCUAGAAGUUGAUAAGCUUAGGAAGUGGGCCACUAAUACGUAGAUAUGAUUAGGUAUGUAGUCAAGUAGGAUUGAGGUCAAUCCUAAGUCAGGAUAGCCGAGCUGUAAUAUACUGUAGUGUCAGGUCCGCAACCGGUAUCAUUGUGAAGAGCUUUCGAAAUGUCAGAGUGAAUUAUGACCAUUGGACAUGACAGUGUGCUGCGCAACUGUCAUGCUGAAUAAAGGUAUUCGUUAUUGGAUCGUUGUACAAGCAACAUCUUCCGUUCUUCCGUUCUUCCGUUCUUCCGUUCUGUCUUCCGUUCUUCCGUUAUACCUUCCGUCUUUGUUAUUAGGCUACCAAAGCCUCCUUCCGAAAAGUUAAAUCUUCCGUAAUACAUCCGUAUUACAA
Molecule: messenger RNA, 3135 nt
Organism: Anopheles funestus (African malaria mosquito)
Lineage: Eukaryota; Metazoa; Arthropoda; Insecta; Diptera; Culicidae
Exons: 2
Coding region: 335-1726 (463 amino acids)
Molecular function (GO): nucleic acid binding; zinc ion binding
Source: RefSeq, a predicted model, not a curated record